This is a messenger RNA of Macadamia integrifolia, 1337 nucleotides long. Its product is annotated as probable aspartic protease At2g35615. NCBI's taxonomy places the organism in Eukaryota, Viridiplantae, Streptophyta, Magnoliopsida, Proteales, Proteaceae. The record is from RefSeq and is a predicted model, not a curated record. The transcript has 2 exons. Gene Ontology annotation, cellular component: extracellular region. The coding region runs from base 8 to 1294 and encodes 428 amino acids.
UUAGACAAUGGCAACUUCCUUUUCACUCUAUGCAAUCUUCAUUUUCUUCUUUUUAACCUUCUUAUCAUCCAUUACCACCGCUGACGCAAAUUCUAAACACCCGUUAUUCGCCUUUGAUCUCAUCCACCGCGAUUCUCCUCUUUCUCCACUCUAUAAUUCUGAUUCCACUUUUUGGGACAAAUCUGAGAGAUUAUAUGAAAGCUCAAUUGCACGCAAUGCAUACAUAGCUUCCAAUAGAAGAUUAGGUAAGUCCCAUGAUGUUAAUGUUGAUAAUUUCCUCUUCCUUGCAAAAUUCUCCUUUGGCUCACCAUGGGUUGAUGUCUUCGCGGUCAUUGAUUCCGGUAGUGAUCUUUUAUGGAUCCAAUGCAACCCUUCCGAGAAUCAGAAGCCAUCAAAAACCUUUACCAACGUAUCAUGCGGCUCUUUGAAUUGCAUGUCAGAUCAUGAUACGUAUUGUGAUGCCAAUAAUGUGUGUCGGUACCGUAACUAUUAUGUUGAUGGGAGUUAUACCAAUGGCUUUCUUGGCACCGAUUCAAUAAUGCUCACUAACCCUGAUGGAAGUAGGGUAGCCUUAGAAGUGACCUUUGGUUGUGGUAUUGACAACAACAACUCCUCUCAAGGCCAUUUGCCUGGAGUAUUAGGCCUUUCUGCAACCAAUUUGUCACUGGUUUCUCAGUUUAAAAGUGAUGUACCCCAACAAUUUUCUUAUUGCUUGGGCAAUGCAAGUGAUCCUUCUUCUAAAGGUAAUGUGAUCAUUGGUCCAUAUGCAGAAACCAGUGGCAAAACUACUCCCAUCACAUUUGAUAACCAUUAUCAUGUCAAUCCAAUUGAAAUUGAAGUGGGAUCUCAAAGUCUUAAUCUUUCUCCAAAGCUAUUUGGUCCUCCUGGGAAUGUGAUCUUAGAUAGUGGCACCAUAUACACAUUUUUACCACCAAAAGUAUAUAAGAAACUAUCAGAUGUUAUAUCUCAGACAAUCAAAAGCUUCAAGGUUACACCAAUACCACCUCCAAGACCAGGGAUGUCAUGCUACAGUGGAAAUAUUGGCAGAGACUUGAAUGGAUUUCCAACUGUGACAAUUCGUUUUCAAGGAGAAGCGGAGCUGGUUUUAGAGAGAUGGAGUAUUUUCAUCAAUGAUGGGAAGGAAAGAUUUUGCUUGGCUUUCGCUUCUACUGGUGGUUCCAUUAAGAGAAGCAUUAUUGGUGCCAUGGCUCAACAGUUUCACAAUUUUGGGUUUCAUAUUGAUACCAAGCAAUUGUCUAUUAUCCGUUCUGUUUGCUCAAUUAUCCCAUACUAAACUAUGCAAUUAAUUAAUAUUUUCCUUUUUGUUCUCUAUUUCA